Molecule: messenger RNA, 669 nt
Organism: Leptomonas pyrrhocoris
Lineage: Eukaryota; Euglenozoa; Kinetoplastea; Trypanosomatida; Trypanosomatidae
Exons: 1
Coding region: 1-669 (222 amino acids)
Molecular function (GO): nucleic acid binding
Source: RefSeq, a predicted model, not a curated record
AUGGCAGCUCGACUUGUGGACCCUAGCCGUACCAACGUUGGUAUGGCCGCCCCGAACGUGCUCGUCAUCUCCGGCUUCCCCUGGUACACCAGCGAGCUGGCCGUGCACCGCUACCUCACCGAGGUGUACCCCGCUGCGACACCUGCCACCACGCGCCUCUACACCAACCCCACCAACGGUGCUAGUCGGGGUCACUGCUUUGUGGAGUACCACCUGCCCCCUGCCCAAGGAGGCGCACCAUCCGCGUCUCCGUCGUCUAGUGCGAACCACUCGAAUCAAGGCUCGAGCGCCGCGGACCGGGCAGGCAACGACAGCGAAGACGCCGAUGCCCAUCUGCCACCGCUGUUGCGCCAGGUGAAGCGGCGCGUAGAGGAGCAGCCCUACGAGUGCAUCUACUUAAAGGUGCACGCGUAUGUGUUGACGGCGCAGCGGUGGAGCCGAGCUGGGCGGCUGCCGGAGCUGCCGACGGACCCACCAGUCUCUCGCUGGCGUGUGCGCGGCGGGGUGCUGGCGGGCUACGGUGAUGAGGGCUUCUCUGUGCGCUGUGGCAGCGAACUGGGCCUGCCGAAUACGCUGACGGUGGAGGGCUACGACAAACUCGAACGGCUGCGCAAGCGGAUGCGGACGACGUCAGCGAAGCGUGCCUCGGGUCACCAGCCCGCAGCAUGA